Carassius auratus (goldfish) is the source of this 2102-nucleotide messenger RNA. RefSeq names its product protein naked cuticle homolog 2. The transcript is spliced from 10 exons. The coding region runs from base 198 to 1361 and encodes 387 amino acids. Lineage: Eukaryota; Metazoa; Chordata; Actinopteri; Cypriniformes; Cyprinidae. Gene Ontology annotation, molecular function: calcium ion binding. The record is from RefSeq and is a predicted model, not a curated record. Gene Ontology annotation, cellular component: cytoplasm. Gene Ontology annotation, biological process: negative regulation of Wnt signaling pathway.
UCCACACACACAGCGAGCGAGCGUGUAGUGAAUCCUCACUGAAGGCUAGACUUUCCCAAACUUCAGUCUCAGACUAUAAUAUGGACAGGCUUCAGUGGAAACAUGCAUAUCCAGUCCCACUUCAUUUAUGGCACAGAUGAUGUCACAGUUGUUCCUGAAACGACAGCUCGUUAGUUCUUUCCGUAAAUGAAAUCAACAUGGGAAAACUACAAUCGAAACCUGCAUGUAAACGCAGAGAAAAUCCAGAGGGAGAUGUUUUCAAGGAGGCUGAGUUUAUUGGCGAAGUGGACAGAAAAAAACAGGAUCUGUGUGCUAGAGAUCCAAAAGAAGAUCAGAUGUCAGAUCAGUACUGUUCACUACAGGUAAAAUUACCACCGGAGAGAGUAAUGGAGACUCCUCAUUCUUCGCUUUCUUCUCCUGAAAAUGAAAGACCGCAGCCAUUUAAAGAUUCACUGAGGAGAAAUGGGAAGGAUGAUGAAAAGGAGUGUAAUGUGUCUGUCAUGGAUGAAAAUCAUCAAGAGUGGAUGAUCACCUUGUAUGAUUUGGACAGCAAUGGGAAAAUAACCAGAGAGAAUAUGUUGAGCCUGAUGCAGACGAUCUGCGAGGUGGUGGAGGCAUCAGUCAGACAGCUGGUGUUUAGCAAUGGAACAACCCUGCGUGUGAAGCUGAGUGUCACUCCAUUAACCAGCAGAAAAGGCAUCAGAAAAGAACGGGAUGCUGGGAUGUCUCUGAAUGAGCGGGAUCAAAUAGAGGAUUCAAUACGGUGUGCAGAGAGCCCUCAUGCUCAAAUCAGACAAAUGAACUCGGAUCAGUUGGGUGUUUCGGAGAGAAAGCAGUACUCUGUAGAUGAAAACACAGAACGUAGGAACCACUAUCUAGAUCUGGCUGGAAUUGAAAACUACACUUCUCGGUUUGAAGCUCCAGAAACAUGUGCUGAGGAGCAGCCUCAGGAGAGCUCUUCCCGUAACCAUCAUCGUCGCUCUCAACCCGAGACCUGCAACCAUGUGGAGUCAUCUGGAAAAUCCAUUCCUUUUCUCAGGUCACUCCGCAACCGCAGCAAGUCUGUCGGCUAUAGUGGAGCCACAACCAAACCCAGCAAGCUCCAUGGACAUCACCCUAUGACCUGGUGCCAUCCAUCCCAACAGCAGCAACAGCAACCUCUGCUGCACAGCUCCAGCAAACGCAUGCGUGCUCGAGCCCGCGAGACUGCAUCCCCUUCCAGAAGCAACCAUGACAGAGAAUUACAGCCAGGGCCAGCUAUUCCUCCUGGGGGUUUAAUGCCCCUUCCUCAAAGACACGAACACCAUCAUCACCACGAGCACCACCAUCAUCACCAUCAUCACCAUUACCACUCUGCGUAAGAGUUCUGAAAAACUCCUGAAUGACUGACCGAGUAGCAAGCUCUCGUAAGCUGUGUUAUUUUCUCAGAAAAACACACAUGCAGGUAGUUCAUCUGCUAAACACCCACACAGUUUGAUCAUUUCUGCAAUAAAAGGGGUCGAACCACUCUUUUCGAUGAUACGAGAACUGCAUCUGCAGAAAAAUAUAAUCUCAGUCAGUAGAAUGAGCCUCCAUACAUUAUUUUGGUGUGCAGCUCCUCCGUGUGGUUAGAAGCGGAAUAGUCCAAACUGGUUUCAUCCCCAGAUUAUAGUGCAUUUGGCGGACUUUUCUUUUUGGUUUGGAAAAAGUAUCAUUUGAAUAUAUGCGUAAUUCAAAAAAAAAAAAAAAAAAAAAAAAAAACAGUUUUUGAUUGUAAUAUUUUCGUUUGUGAAGUGCAACAAACAUUUUCCCUCAGGAAUGUGCUUAUUAGACUAUGUAGAUAUGACCACUCCUAUUGUAUGUUAUUAGCUAUGUAUAUUAAUAUUACCAUUAAUGUAGUUUUAAGUCAGCUUGCUUAUAUUCAUAGGAUGCAAUCGUUUUUUAUAUUAUUUUUUAUUUAAGCAUAUCUUUACAACCAUAUUGCAUGUUUAUGAUCUGAGUAGGGCUGCUAAUAUUAUUAAUUAUAUUAGAAAAUGCUAUGUUUUAUUGCUGUCAUGGUUAAAACAACUAAACACAUAAUGUACGAGGCUAAAUAAAAUAUUAAAAGAAAAUGUACAUUUAUG